AUGGCAGCCGAACAUCAAAAAACAGCAGUGGUCACCGGGUGCUCGUCGGGAAUUGGGUAUUGUCUAGCGGAAGAACUUGCAAAAAGAGGAUGGAAGGUGUUUGCAUGUGCAAGAAGGGCGGAAACAAUGCAAAGCUUGGCGGAGGAGUACCCAGAGAAGAUAGUCCCAUUUAGUAUGGACAUCUCGCUUCUGGACUCGAUCGAAAAAGGGUACGAAUUCGUGAGUUCUAGGCUUGCAGACGGCAAAUUGGACCUUCUUUACAAUAAUGCAGGGUCUUCAUGCACAUUUCCGGCCAUCGAUGUGCCAGAUGAGGCACUCACACAAUGCACAGCGGUGGAUUUCGAGGGCCCGGUGCGUGUGACAUCAAAAUUCAGCCGUCUUGUGAUAAAUGCUCAGGGAACUAUUGCAUUUACUGGAUCCUUGGCUGGAGUGAUGAUUUUCCCAUGGGGGUCCGUCUACGGGGCAAUGAAGGCAGCCGUGCAUCAGUAUGCCAGCGUGUUGGCAUUGGAGAUGGAGCCGUUCAACGUGAAAGUCGUGAAUUUCGUCACCGGAGGCGUCAACACGGAUAUUGCAGACAAAAGACCUCUUCCAGAGACCUCAAUCUACAACUUUGAGGCCACCAAGAAGAGCUUUGCCGACAGGCAGGCCAUGGCGGUGAAAAACAGCCCGAUGGACCCCGCUUUGUACGCCAAGAGGGCCGUGAAUGCCGUUGAAAAUAGUCGCGUCGGUGUUGUGAAUGUCGCUCUGGGAACUGGUGCGGGUAUUCUUUCGUUUGUGGCUGCCUACUUUCCAAGGUGGCUGAUUCUUUUUGUUAUCCGGAUCAAGUUUGGGCUCAAUGCUGUCUGGAGCGUGAUUAGGAAUGGCGAGUAUAAGAAGACGAAGUGA
Messenger RNA from Brettanomyces bruxellensis, 885 nucleotides. RefSeq lists its product as uncharacterized. Lineage: Eukaryota; Fungi; Ascomycota; Pichiomycetes; Pichiales; Pichiaceae. The transcript has a single exon. Gene Ontology annotation, cellular component: lipid droplet; endoplasmic reticulum. Gene Ontology annotation, biological process: phosphatidic acid biosynthetic process; triglyceride catabolic process. Bases 1 to 885 code for a protein of 294 amino acids. Gene Ontology annotation, molecular function: acylglycerone-phosphate reductase (NADP+) activity; triacylglycerol lipase activity. The record is from RefSeq and is a predicted model, not a curated record.